Lottia gigantea (owl limpet) is the source of this 543-nucleotide messenger RNA. RefSeq lists its product as hypothetical. Lineage: Eukaryota; Metazoa; Mollusca; Gastropoda; Lottiidae. The record is from RefSeq and is a predicted model, not a curated record. The annotation marks the transcript as partial. The transcript has a single exon.
UUGGUUUUAAUAUUUUGUGAUAUUUGUCUUUCAGCUUUGGUUUCAAAACAUUCUGAUAUUUGUCUUCGAGUUUUGGUUUCAAUAUAUUUUGAUACUUGUCUUCAAGUUUUGGUUUUAAUAUAUUUUGAUAUUUGUUUUCAAGUUUUGGUUUUAAUACAUUUUCAUAUUUUUCUUCAAGUUUUGGUUUCAAUACAUUCUGAUAUUUGUCUUCAAGUUUUGGUUUUAAUACAUUUUGAUAUUUGUCUUCAAGUUUUGGUUUCAAGACAUUUUGAUAUUUGUCUUCAAGUUUUGGUUUCAAUACAUUUUGAUAUUUGUCUUCAAGUUUUGGUUUCAAUACAUUUUGAUAUUUGUCUUCAAGUUUUGGUUUCAAUACAUUUUGAUAUUUGUCUUCAAGUUUUGGUUUUAAUACAUUUUCAUAUUUGUCUUCAAGUUUUGGUUUUAAUACAUUCUGAUAUUUUUCUUCAAGUUUUGGUUUCAAUACAUUCUGAUAUUUAUCUUCAAGUUUUGGUUUUAAUAUUGUUUCAUAUUGAGUGUGUAGUAUAG